This is a messenger RNA of Cryptosporidium muris RN66, 1839 nucleotides long. RefSeq lists its product as uncharacterized. The record is from RefSeq and is a predicted model, not a curated record. Gene Ontology annotation, molecular function: protein binding. NCBI's taxonomy places the organism in Eukaryota, Apicomplexa, Conoidasida, Eucoccidiorida, Cryptosporidiidae. Bases 1 to 1839 code for a protein of 612 amino acids. The transcript has a single exon.
AUGGAAAAAUCAAAUAAUAAACAUAAAAAAAAGUCUAUUGAAUAUUUAUCUACAUGGGAAGGCCUUUCAAAAAUACAAGUUAUAAGAUUAAUAAUGCAAACUUUAGAACAUUUAAACUUAAAGAAAAGUUUAAAUUGUCUUAUUUCUGAAACAACAUUACAUCCAAUGACACCUUUGGUAACUAAAUUUUACAAUUAUUUAUUAAGAUGUAAUUGGGAUCUAGCUUCUGAAUAUUUAACUAAAAUUCCAAUUAAUAAUAUAUUAAAACUUAAAUGUAAAUAUAUAAUAUUGGAAAAUAAAUUUAUCGAACUAUUUUUGAUUAAAGGAACAAUUUUAGAAAGCUUACAGUGCCUUAGACAACAAUUAUAUCCAUCUAUAUUUGAUAAUAUUAGUACUAACAGAGUUCAUAGAUGUUGUAGAAUGGUAAUAUAUAAUAAAUCUAAAGAAUUUUCAAGAAUUUCCGAAGAAUUAAUAAAAUUAAAUAUUUUAAAAGAUGAUAAUAAUUUUAAUUUAAAAUAUAUUACAAAAAAAUCAAUCAAAUUAUUUAAAAAAUUGUUAAUAAAUAGAACAAUAAUUUUAUUACCAUCUUCUUUAAUUAUUGAACCAAAUAGAAUGGCAAAAUUAUUUAAACAAGCUAUAGAAAGACAAAUUCAAUGCUGUACUUAUCAUAAUGUAGUAUUUUCAAAAGAAAAUGAAUUAUUAAAAGAUCACCAUUGUUAUAUUCCAUUAUUACCAACUAAAAAAGUUUUGUCAAUAGAUGCUCAUAAAGAUGAAGUCUGGGGUCUUUCAAUUAGUAAUAAUGUUUGUUUUUUUGCUACUUGUGGAAAAGAUUCAACAGUUAUAGUAUGGGAAAUAUUCAAUGAAAAAUCAAAUAAUAAAUCAUAUAAAAAAAAAAUAAAAAGUGAUAAUGACUUUAUAUUUUUAACUAAAUAUAAACAUAAUGAAAAUUUAAUUUGGAAAAUAUCAAAAAAAUAUGUUUUAAAAGAACAUAAUAGUUCUGUUAAUAUUACUGUAUGGUCUAAUGAUGAUAAAUAUUUAGCUACUGUAAGUAGUGAUAAGACAUGUAGAAUUUGGGAUAUUAGUUUAGGAUCAUGUAUUUCAGUUUUAAAAGGACAUCAAGAAAAUGUUUGGUCUGUUUGUUGGAUUCCUAAUAUUCAAAAAUCAUGCAUUAAUAUAUUUUCUGAAAGUGAAAAAAAGGUAUUAUAUUGUUUAUAUAUGUUAGUUACUGGUGGGUUUGAUAAAUCAGUUAUACUUUGGGAUGCUCUACAAGGUAUUAUUAUAUAUAAAUGGAUUUUUUAUGCUAAUAUACAAGAUAUUGGAUGUACAAUAGAUGGAUUUUAUCUUAUAAUUGGAUUUUCUAACAAAAUCACUCGGGUAAUUUCUUUAAAAAAUUUUCAAGAAAUAUAUAAGUUAUCAGAAAAUAAUCUAAUAAGUAGUAUAUCAACAAGUAAAAUUACUAAUAAUGUUUUAUUAAAUAUUUUUCAUCAACAAAAUCCAUGUAUUAAAUUAUGGAAUAUAGAUACAAGGCAAAAAAUUAUGACAUAUUAUGGUUAUAAGCAAGGAAGAUUUAUUGUUAGAUCUUCAUUUGGUGGCCCUAAUGAAAUGUAUAUUCUUUGUGGUAGUGAAGAUAAUAAAUUUUAUAUAUGGAAUCGUUCUUCUGGAAUAUUAUUAAAAGUAGUAUCUGGACAUUCAUCUACGGUUAGUGCAGUUAUUUGGCCAAAUACUCCAUGGUUAAUAACAGUUAGUGAUGAUACUACUAUAGGAAUAUGGGUUUAUCCAGAAAGUAAAAAAAGUCCUCAAAAUAAAUAUAAAUUUAAAAAAGUAAUUAAAGAAGUAUAA